AUGCCAGGCGGAUACCCUCAAUCUCGACCCAGCUCACGGCCAGCGGCAUCAAGGGACUCUGAAGAGACCGACACCUCCUACAACCGGUCGUCAUCACAGUCCAACCCCCCAAGAGGGAUCCUCAAGAACUCAUCUCCACGAGACAACCAGGAUCACCUGGCGGCAAGGUUCUACCGGGUCCCGAGACCCGAGCACAUGAAACAGACGUCUCCUCUGCAAUCACCAACGUACUUCUCCGACAGUUCGUACCCCGGCUUCGAGCCCGAGACGGACUCUCAGUCGGGUUGCUCGGAACUUUCCAUGAACACUCAAGCGACAAGUGUCGUAUCAGACACUACGGACGAGAAGCCGACAAGGCCCUCAACCCAGGUCAAACAUGUGCGACAUGUACCCUUGCCUGCCGUCGGUCGCGUCAAGGCGCGACCACGGAACCGGCCCCCUUCGGAGGUGACUAGGAGUCCCUCUCAAGGUGGGAAACGGACGGUCCACAUACAGAUCCUCCCACAGGCCGGGUCGAGCACCCAGGACUUGCAACUUGCAAGGCAGCCGGAACGAAAUCUCCAGCACAAGAUCGAACGCUUGGAGAACGACAACGACGACCUCCGAUAUGCUCAAAGCCAAUUGAGCAGGGAGCUCGACGACACCUCCGAGCAGCUUUCCGCCAAGGUGCUUGAGAAUAAGGAGCUUGGCAGGGCGCUGAGCCAGGAGCGCAAUGCCAAGCAGCUCGUCCUUCGCGACCUCGAGGAGCAGCGGAAGCUCUUCGAUGAGUUCAGGAGCAACUACCAGCUGCAGAAGGGCAUGCUGCAGGAAGCGGAGAAGGACAGGGACAGCUUCCAACAUGUGCGCGAACAGCUUGAGGAGCAACUCGUCAGCCUCGAGAAGGAAAUGGCGCAACGCGAUAUUCAGAAGAAGGAGCAAGAAGAGCUGCUCAGACGCAACAUCGCCAAGCUGGAGGUCGCGGCAGCUUCACUCGAGGAACGCGUUGGCUCGCGAGACCAGCAGGUGAAGGAGCUCACCACAGAGCGAGAGACCCUGCGGAAGGAGUCCGAGAAAUAUCAAGCGCAGAUCAGGACCCUGAAAGAGGGACAGAAGCCUUUCAAGGAGGAACGCAAGGCGUUGGAGGACGAAAAACAGAAGCUCCAAGCUCGCGUUAACGGCCUUGAGAAGGACAGCAAAGCGCUUCAAACCAAGAUCGGCGUCCUCGAGAAAGAGACCGAGACACUGACGGCGGAGAUCGCCGAACUGGAGACGAGCGACGCGCUGGUGGAGGAGCUGGAAGCCGAGAAGGCAAUCGAGGAUCUGGUGCAGCGACUCAAAGCCAAGGUGUCGGACAACAAGGAGCUCCAACAGCGGAUUGAAGAGCUCCGACAGCGGAUCGAAGCUGACAAGACGGCCAAGGAGGAUCUUGAGAGGGAGUUCGAGGGAAUCAGGGCAGAUCUCCGGAAAGAGUUCGUCACGAUCAAGGACAACCUCGAGAAGGAACUUGACGCUACGAAGGCCGUACUUGAACAGCAAACAGAGUCCUUCGAGGCGGAGAGGAAGGAGACACAAUCGAAGAUCGACGGUCUGAACAUAGAGCUCGCCGGGUCCGGAGAUGCCAACAUCUCUCUCGCGUCGCAGUGUCUGGAGCUGACCACCGAGCUGACGACCGUCCGAGCCAACCUCCUCACCGUCCAGACAGAGCUCAGCGAGCUCCAUUCGCACAGCAAGGCCCUCGAGUCCGACAACGAGAAGCUGAAGGUCCAGACUGCUGACCUCACGCAGAAGAGCAAAUACCUCGACAAGCUCCGCGACGACCACAGCGCCCUCGAGGAGAGGGCCAACGGCCUACAGUCCAACGUCGACAAGGCGCAAGACACACAGAAGACCCUCCAGGACAAGCUCACCAUACUCUCGGCCCACGCGAGAGACCUCGAGAAAGGAACCGCCUUCAACAAACUCAACGACGAAAAGACCGCGCUCGAAACCAAGCUGCAAGCCCUACAGACCGAAACCUCCGCCCUAACACAAUCCAAAACCGACCUCGAAGCCCUCACCGCAACCCUCCAAGCCGAAGCCUCCAAGAUCCCCGCGCUCACACAGUCCAAAACCGACCUCGAGACGCAACUCCAAGGCCUCCAGACCGAAGCCGACAAAAUACCAACCCUAACAGCCCAGCUCGCCACCACAACCCAGCAACUCGAACAAGCCCGCACAGCCGCCCAGACCGCCGCCGGUCAAGUGCGCGACCUACAGGCCAUAGUAGGACGUCUACAAGCCGGAGGUGGGAGGUCGGCGUCGCGCAGCACAUCGCGCGCGCCGACGAAGAGCGGGGGCCGGAGCAGGCAGGGCCGCUCGCCGUCGUCGGGGUUGGUGUUCGUGCGGAGUACGACGGAUAAGGGGGGUGUUUAUGUUACCACGCGGGACGCGCUGGCGAAAGGGGAGUAA
Molecule: messenger RNA, 2427 nt
Organism: Anthostomella pinea
Lineage: Eukaryota; Fungi; Ascomycota; Sordariomycetes; Xylariales; Xylariaceae
Source: the annotation of a GenBank genome assembly